CCGUUAUUGUGGCACGUUCCUUCUUCCCCUCCCGUGUCUGCUGACAAGUCGACUGAGCUAGCUAGCGACACUAGCCAUUUAAACUUGAUACACUAACUAUUAUGCAUUGAUCGACCCGUGUUGUACAGAUAUUUUCUGUUUCCGCAGUACAUCCAGUAAACCACCAAACAAAAUGAACAUACGAAACGCAAGGCCGGAGGACCUUAUGAAUAUGCAGCACUGUAACCUGCUGUGUCUUCCUGAAAACUACCAGAUGAAAUACUAUUUCUACCACGGAUUGUCCUGGCCUCAGCUCUCAUAUAUUGCAGAGGACGAAAAUGGCAAAAUUGUGGGAUAUGUGUUGGCAAAGAUGGAGGAGGACCCAGAUGAUGUACCCCAUGGUCACAUCACAUCCCUCGCAGUGAAGCGCUCUCACAGACGUCUGGGACUUGCUCAGAAGCUGAUGGAUCAGGCCAGCCGGGCCAUGAUAGAAAACUUUAACGCUAAAUAUGUCUCACUUCAUGUUCGUAAAAGCAACCGAGCGGCGCUGCACCUGUACUCCAAUACGCUUAAAUUCCAGAUUAGUGAGGUUGAGCCUAAAUACUAUGCAGAUGGGGAGGACGCUUACGCCAUGAAGAGAGAUUUGGCCCACAUGGCUGAUGAGGUCCCACAGCUGAGAAAGCCUGGGGCACGUUCGGCCGGCCAGGAGGCGUCGUCUGGUGGCUGUGGUGACCAGGAGAGAGAGAGCGAGAGAGACAGCGGAGGAGAGAGCAAAGAGCUGAGUGAAGUCAGCGAGGCAACGGAAAGCACAGACGUUAAAGAUUCGUCCUCUGAUUCACAAUGACACUGCAGUCCUAGACAUUUUUAAAUUCAUCCUUCACUCCCUCUUUUUAUCUAUUUGACAAUUUUCAUGACAAAUUCUCUGGUUUCUCAAACUGUGACCGCCUGUGCAUCAUAGUUGUUUCCAUCAUUCAUUUUUGCAGUGAUAAAGAAAGAGUCUUGGAUAAUGACAUGAAAUUGGUUGAUAGCUAAAUGACGCUAAAAUCAAUAUUUGAGUUCAAGGUUUUUUUCUGAUUUCUGUUAUUACCACAAAUGAUCCCUAAGUUCUGUGGGAUUUACAUAAUUGAAAACAACUUCUGCUCUUCAGGUAAUUAUUUAACAGAAUUGCUGCAAAUAAAUCUUUCAAAUAAUA
Molecule: messenger RNA, 1171 nt
Organism: Solea solea (common sole)
Lineage: Eukaryota; Metazoa; Chordata; Actinopteri; Pleuronectiformes; Soleidae
Gene: naa10
Product: N-alpha-acetyltransferase 10, NatA catalytic subuni
Exons: 8
Coding region: 173-823 (216 amino acids)
Biological process (GO): N-terminal peptidyl-glutamic acid acetylation
Cellular component (GO): NatA complex
Molecular function (GO): protein-N-terminal-glutamate acetyltransferase activity; protein N-terminal-serine acetyltransferase activity
Source: RefSeq, a predicted model, not a curated record